AUUAUUUCAAUGUUGCAAUCAUCUAACAUUAAUUAACUCUCUCUUUUGGUAUAGGAGAAAGAAAAGGUUUACACUUUUAGAUAGCUUUAAAGUAAAGAUGCACCUGCUACUUAAAAGCUUAUGAAUACUACAUUUCUGUCACAUAAUCCAGUUAUGAAGCUCUUAUCGGUAACUUUAGAGGAUAUCUAAAUACUGUAAUCUUUAACAAUUUUGUAAUUAUUGAUUUAACAAAUUAGUGAUCAAAUAAUUCAAGAAGGUUUGUCUUAUGGGGCAUUUUUUGGAGAUGAAUUAAUUUCUGCUUGUCUGACCUGUGAUAUCAAAACUUGUCUACUUGAAAAAGGUAUUUAACCAACAGUUACAGCUUAAUUAAUAAUCGAUAUAAUUGAUUAACUAUUUCAUGAAUUUAUGAAAAAAUAGAUAGUAAGUUAAAAAAAAGUUGCUUAUUUGAAUCAUUUAGGAACUUAUUAAGAUUAUUUACGAUAAAAUUUAGCAGUUGUAUGCGCCUAUUUAUCUAUGAAAGAAUGUGAAAAAUUAGAAUAUGAAUAAGUGUUUACAGAUUCUUGGCAUCAAGGGACAUAUGGAACAUUUUAAAAGGUUUUUUAAUAGUUUCAAAUUCUUAAAGAAAUUAAUCAAUUAAAAGAAUAACCGGUUCAUGUAAAAUCAUUGCUAGCAGAAUUAAAACCUUUAUAAGGAGAGAUGGAAAAAUGA
Paramecium sonneborni is the source of this 708-nucleotide messenger RNA. The record is from the annotation of a GenBank genome assembly. NCBI's taxonomy places the organism in Eukaryota, Ciliophora, Oligohymenophorea, Peniculida, Parameciidae.